GUUUUCCAAUCUUUUUUUAUUGUACACUUCAGCUAGAUAAUCGUACAUACGUAGACACCUAACUGAGAUUUCACCCUUAUUUUUGCCCAUUUUGUUUAAUACGUCAAUUGGUUGAUCUAUAUUUGAAAAAGAAAUUUUCUUAAAGAACACACAUUUCCCAUAUGGACAUUUUUUCGUUCAAGCUGUGGCCAUCUUAGCAGUUACUCAUUAUACAUAUACGAUAUGUACACCCAGACAAAGCAUCAUUUGCGUUUUUAUGUCAACACUUGUGUAUUCUGUGAUGGCAAGUGUCAAUAAAAGCGGGAAUGAUAUUUACGUAUUAUUAAAAAUACAUGUUCAUUUAGUUUUACCAUUGAAACUUUUCCUGUAUAUGAUCUACUUCUCAGUUUGGCUGUCUGAUCAAUUUUCCCUGCAUGAGUAUUUGUAUCGCUUAAUGUAGAAACUUUUGGACAGAGCUUGUUACAUCAAGAUGCUAGAUGUUUAUUACAAUGGCACAUGCAUUUUUAGGGAACUAACAUUUGGAGCAAAGACUUGUACUUUGUCCACUCUGUUCGAUGUAACUUCUGCUUGUAACAACAGAGUUUUAAAUUUUGGUUCAGUUGGAUAAAGGUUUAGCGCCAAACGAAAAUUUGAACCCCAACGACCAGGGCGACAGAGGAGGUUAGAGAAUGACGAGAGUGGAGACUUCAUGGGAGAGGGUAGGAAUAAUCACGCCUCAGACGAACCCAUUCUGACAGUGGCAGGAGUUGGCUCGAAAUUCAGUUUUUAAAAGUCUGUGACACGACCCUGUUUUACGAGACAGUUUGGCCGUAGCCCUUCGAUCAUUAAAAUCUCAACAGCUAAGAGAUUCUAGUCUAUCCACCGUCCCUGUGCGGAGGACAGACCAAGGAUGGCUGCACAACAGCAAUCAGGAAACUUUCUACGAAGCAUUUUUGAAUUCGAUGAAGCUUUGCAUUCAUUUAUAUCGAACGAUAAUCUCGCAAUGGCCGAACAGUUGGGCCUAUUCCUGACACUGCACAAAGUAGAGCAUGCAGAAACCUUCUACAAGCACAUUGUUGGGCUGCGUUUAAUCAAUCAAAUAACAGCUAGCCUUCAGCUGAACACGGAUCCUAACAAAGCCCUCAGGACACAAACUGUACUCUCCAUUGUUGAAUACAUCAAGACAAAUCCCCGAUGUCGCGAAGAUGAACUUCAGGCCCAGAUCAUGCGACAAAUCGAGGCGUUCGCCCAGUCUGUCCAGUAGAUCAAUACACAUAGCUGUGUAAUCCUUGGUAAUAAGAAUAUACUACGUAUCUACGUAUAUGAGUUUACACACCGUCCUUGAAGGUCCUUCGAAAUCAACGUGAGCUCAGGCUCAUAUUUUGACAGAAUAAUAAAAGUAUAUACUUGCAAGUAUUAAAAAAUUACAUCGUUGUAUUAUGCGUGAAAGCUACAUUUUCAUAGAAGAGGGGUUUUUAAUUACAAGCCCUUUACAUAUGUAUACUCUAUACUUAGAACAUAUGCGUGACCUUGGUAUUUAUGAACCAGCUUGUCUAUUAUAGCAGUGCACAUUACUAGAAAGAAAGCUAACAAACGAUAAUUUCUAUUAUUGUAAAAAAAAUAUCUAUACUUUGCUCUAGAUGUCCAUAAUUAUUUAAAACAAGUAUACCUACUAUCUUUUUUUUAACACAAAAUUGUCAAUUUACCCGAUGUAAAAUUUCUAACUCGAUCACCAGUAUCUGAAGCCGGCCGGUUUUUUCCAAAUCAUUUGUAGUGAAUAAAUCAAUUAUCAGCUGUGUAAUUGUGUUAAGCAGAAUGAGUAUGUCCUUUACUCUUUUAAAUUUCUACCUCUAUAGUAUACAGAAAAAAAUCAUGCAGAAUGUUAACGAUAUUCGAUUUAUUGAAAAAAAUCACGGUUCAAAGGGCAAUGUUUCACGACAUAAAGAGUAUAAUUAUGUUUAGAUUCUUCGGCUAGCAAUACAGAUUUUUUUCUUUAGUUACGAGCGUAAGCUAAUACGUAGUCUAGAGCCCAUCGGCAAUCGAGCCCGUUAGCGGUUAGCCAGAGCUUGAUGGAAUAAUUUUCUUUGAAUUUUUCUACAGUAAUCAGCACACUAAUACGAGACAAUACUGGACUUUGAUCAAAUAAGCCUUAGCAUCUAAGAGCCAUAGUAUAUGCUGUAUGUGUUUAUUGCAUAUGCCACUUUUCAUAGUAGAGAGAAUUUCGUUGCAUUCUGUGAGACCACUAGCUUUUUUUUCAAUGUUUACGAGUGGAUGCAAAUUGCCGCUUUUAGCUGGCUUCGUUCGUAUAAAUAGAUCGAGGCGAUGACUUUACUUUUAAGUUCUGCUCAUAAUUCAGUCUUUCUUUUAGCGAACACUGGCAGCAAUUAUACACUCAAACGAAUUUCCACGUUUGAAUGCUUCACGCUGUUAUUGUGCUACCAACGAUAAGAUCUUAGAAUACAAAUAAAAUAUUGCACUGGUGAAAGUUAUGAUCGCUAAUCGGGCUCAAUCAUUACUGUCGUUCAAUAAUGAAAUCCAGAGAAAUAGUGAAGGAAUCUUGCGUGUUUUCGAACUAUUUGAAUUUCGACGAGGGCGGGCAAUCGUGCAUCAGGCAAGGCCCUUAUCUGGGGCUUCAAUCAGUGUAAUUCAACGAGGAAAGAAAAAACAUGUUUAGCUUGCAGCGACGGUCCCAUCCAUCGUAAGGAAUCAGUCGUUUGAGACUUUGUGACGUGGAUGAACUUCCGCUUUAGGGCAUAAAUGAAUAUAAUUAGUGACCGAUCAGUCCUAGCUGAAAGAAGGACGGCCAUUUGGUAACGUGAGUCAUCUGAUUUAACCCGAUUGAAUUUAUUUGGUCCGGUGCCCUCUCGCCAUCGUUCUAUUGUUCUGACGGCCUUUCUCUCUUAGCACAGCUAUGUGUACUGCUUCUAACGUUCGAAACUGAUGCUUGACAAGACAGAUGCGGGUCUCGGGAUAUAACGACGAUAAAUGGACUGCUGAUUAGAUUGUGGGUUGUCUCAAUACGAAUAGAUUUACAUAUAGAAUAGAAAGGACGGAACAACAGUCGAGGCGUUUACAACUUGAUUAUGGUAAAACGACUUGACUAGCAAAUUUUAACCUAUUAAAAAGCGUUUUGCUGUCAGCAAAAACACGUGGGGUCGAUCCGUUUUUC
Messenger RNA from Varroa destructor (honeybee mite), 3148 nucleotides. RefSeq lists its product as uncharacterized. NCBI's taxonomy places the organism in Eukaryota, Metazoa, Arthropoda, Arachnida, Mesostigmata, Varroidae. The record is from RefSeq and is a predicted model, not a curated record.